Messenger RNA from Amborella trichopoda, 957 nucleotides. RefSeq names its product large ribosomal subunit protein uL16. Gene Ontology annotation, molecular function: structural constituent of ribosome. Gene Ontology annotation, biological process: translation. NCBI's taxonomy places the organism in Eukaryota, Viridiplantae, Streptophyta, Magnoliopsida, Amborellales, Amborellaceae. Gene Ontology annotation, cellular component: ribosome. The record is from RefSeq and is a predicted model, not a curated record.
CUCUCGUUCAACUUAGGGUUUUCAUUUUUAGGGCGUAAUAUUUGCAACUUCAUCAGCAACGGCCUACAAUGGGGAGAAGACCUGCAAGAUGUUAUCGUCAGAUUAAAAACAAGCCGUAUCCAAAAUCAAGGUAUUGCCGUGGUGUUCCUGACCCCAAGAUCAGGAUCUACGAUGUUGGGAUGAAGAGGAAAGGAGUUGAUGAGUUCCCUUUCUGUGUUCAUUUGGUGAGUUGGGAGAAAGAAAAUGUCUCGAGUGAGGCAUUGGAAGCUGCCCGUAUUGCCUGCAACAAGUACAUGACCAAAUUUGCAGGAAAGGAUGCCUUCCAUCUUCGAGUUAGAGUUCACCCAUUCCAUGUUCUGCGUAUUAACAAGAUGCUUUCAUGUGCCGGAGCUGAUAGGCUCCAGACUGGAAUGAGGGGAGCGUUUGGAAAGCCACAGGGAACUUGUGCUAGAGUGAGCAUUGGUCAGGUUCUCUUAUCUGUGCGCUGCAAGGACUCUAAUGGAAACCAUGCUCAGGAAGCUCUUCGCCGAGCCAAGUUCAAGUUCCCAGGCAGACAGAAGAUCAUUGUCAGCAGAAAAUGGGGAUUUACCAAGUUCAGCCGCACCGACUAUUUGAAGUGGAAGGAAGAAGGAAGGAUUGUGUCUGAUGGAGUCAAUGCCAAGCUUCUUGGGUGCCAUGGACCGCUUGCUAGGAGAGAGCCAGGGCAAGCUUUUUUGCAGGCAUCUGAGGCUGCAUAGUCUCUCUCACUAAAUCUUGCUGCAGUUUCUCUGUUGUUGGAGCCUGAGACAUUUACCAUUAAAGAUGGAUAAAUUUUGGUGUUAUCUGCAAGACUCAUUGGCUCCGAUUCGUGGGUUUAUGUUUGAUUCGAUAACUAUUUUGGUUUGUUUUCUAAUUGACAUUGUAUUACACUAUGAAGGUUUUAAAUUUAUUAGGUGGAGCUCUCUAUUGUGUGGAAAA